Molecule: messenger RNA, 1121 nt
Organism: Camellia sinensis
Lineage: Eukaryota; Viridiplantae; Streptophyta; Magnoliopsida; Ericales; Theaceae
Product: CASP-like protein 5B2
Cellular component (GO): membrane
Source: RefSeq, a predicted model, not a curated record
GUUUCUUAAAGCCAACGAUUCCAUCAAUGGAUGGUUUGGGAUGAAUGAUGAUGAUGAGCUCGAAGACGAUCAAUCACAGUUCCCAUUUGAAAUCCAAGCCCUAAACAUCUCUUGCUCUCCUAAUCAAUUCGACCUCUUCUCAUUUUGGUAUAUUUAUAGAUCGAUACAUAUUCACAUUGAGAUUUGAUUGUUUUGGAUUGAGAAAAUGGCAGGGAUUUGGGGUUGCAUUUAUGUAGGGGUUCUGAAAUCUAGGGUUUCCAUCGGGGCCCUUUGAUUUAGACAAGAGCCCUGUGGAUAGGAGGAGAGAGAGGGAGAGAGGAGAGAGGAGGGGGAAGAAAGAGAUGAAGACCCUGUUAGGGAGCCCAGGAACUGUGAGUGGGCUGAUGUUGAGGAUAGGGCAGUGUUUGUUUGCUUCUGCUUCCAUUGGAGUCAUGGCCUCUGCUAUGGGUUUCUCUAACUACACUGCUUUUUGCUAUUUAAUUGCAUCAAUGGGGCUUCAGGUAUUGUGGAGCUUUGGACUUGCAUGUCUUGAUGGUUAUGCUUUGAGGAUAAAGAGAGACCUUCAAAACCCAGUCCUAGUGAGCCUGUUUGUUGUAGGCGAUUGGGUGACUGCUACUCUAUCACUUGCAGCUGCAUGCUCAUCAGCAAUUGCAGUUUUGUAUGCAAGGGACUUGGAUUUCUGCAAGGUUCAAACGCAACUCCCAUGCAGCAGAUUCCAGCUCUCUGUAGCGCUGGCUUUUGUCACCUGGUUCCUCGUUGCCAUAUCUUCUCAUGUGAUGUUUUGGAUCUUAGCCUCGGUUUGAAUAGCUCGUGCGUUUUCUCUCUGUUGGCACACAUUCUUCACUACCCUCUGUUGUUUCACAUGUAAAUCUGGUCUGUGUCUGCUGUUUUGGGCAAUUGUCAAUUUUUUUUUUUCCUUUUCAAUUCGAUAUUGUGUGAUUUUGAAGGCUUCCUAAUGCGGGCUUGGCUCGAAUUCUGGCUAAUGCAGUUGUAACCACACUCUUCCCUCCCCCAUUUUCUUUUCUAGCUAACCCAAUUGAGUGUAAAACAUAUCAUGUAAUUUUAUACUACUGAGGUGUUAAAUGUACCGUUUUCAAUACAUAUCACGUAAUUUUAUGCAA